Daktulosphaira vitifoliae (grape phylloxera) is the source of this 1159-nucleotide messenger RNA. RefSeq names its product ribosome biogenesis protein BRX1 homolog. Lineage: Eukaryota; Metazoa; Arthropoda; Insecta; Hemiptera; Phylloxeridae. Gene Ontology annotation, biological process: ribosomal large subunit assembly; rRNA processing. Bases 143 to 1075 code for a protein of 310 amino acids. Gene Ontology annotation, cellular component: nucleolus. Gene Ontology annotation, molecular function: rRNA binding. The record is from RefSeq and is a predicted model, not a curated record. The transcript has 7 exons.
UACACAAGAAAUCUUAUCAGUAUAUUAAUACGAGCACGUGUUAUACUGAGGAAAACAUUAAAAUAAUCUUUUAGUAUAUUAUUAUUAUAAAUUAUAAAUUUUGAGUCUUUAAAUAGUUGUAUUAGUUUUAUUUUUAUAUGCAAUGGCUAAAAAAGGUCUUAAAAGAAAAUUAAAAACUGAUGAAGUGUCAAAUGAAAAACCUAAAGUAGUUUUACCUUUAAUACGUCGGUCUGAUGAACCAAUUCCUAAAAAAGUAAAAUGGAUCAAUAAAGAAAGAAUUUUAGUGUUUGCUACUCGUGGUAUAAGUUUUCAACAUCGUCACUUAAUGAAAGAUGUUAUUAAAAUGUUACCUCAUUCAAAGCCAGCUAACAAAAUGGAAAGGAAAGAAAACUUAUUUGUUAUUAAUGAAAUGUGUAAAAUGGCAAACUGCAAUAAAUGCAUUUUAUUUGAUGGGAGGCUUCAAAGAGAUUUAUACAUGUGGUUUGCCAACAUUUCAGAUGGUCCAAGUGUAAAAUUCCAUGUAGAAAGUAUUUAUACAAGUGCUGAACUGAAAUUAACUGGAAAUUGCUUAAAAGGAUCUAGACCAAUACUAUCAUUUGAUAAAUCUUUUGAUGAAUAUCCUCAGUAUGCAUUAUUAAGGGAAAUGUUUAUUCAAAUUUUUGGUGUACCAAAUUAUCACCCUAAAAGCCAACCUUUUGUUGAUAAUGUACUUAACUUUUCUGUAUUGGAUAAUAGAAUUUGGUUUAGAAAUUAUCAAAUUUUAGAUAACAAUGGAGCCAUUGCAGAAAUCGGACCAAGAUUUGUUUUACAACCAAUCCGGAUUUUCAAAGGUAGUUUUAGUGGCGAAACACUUUGGGAAAAUCCAUUUUAUAUUACUCCAGCUAAGACUAGACGUUUGCUUAAAGAAAGCAAGAAAGAUAAAUAUACCAAUAAUAAGAUUCAGCGUAAGGCUAAGAAAACUAAAGAACUCUUGAAAUCAUAUAGAGUUAAACCAGAAGUUGAGAUGUUUAGAGAUGGAAAUAUAAAGGAAAAGGCUAUUAAAUUGUUAGCGAAAGAUAAGAAAUCUGUAUUAUAACAAGUGUAAUUUGUUUUUUAUAUUUGAUCUAAUAUACAUAUUAAAAUCUGUAAUAAAUUGAAAUAAAAUAUUUGUUUUUAAUUA